This is a messenger RNA of Dothidotthia symphoricarpi CBS 119687, 1527 nucleotides long. RefSeq lists its product as uncharacterized. NCBI's taxonomy places the organism in Eukaryota, Fungi, Ascomycota, Dothideomycetes, Pleosporales, Dothidotthiaceae. Bases 1 to 1527 code for a protein of 508 amino acids. The record is from RefSeq and is a predicted model, not a curated record. The transcript has 2 exons.
AUGCCGCCCUAUCUCUCGCCCUUCCGCGUAGUCGAACCUUCCUUACCAGCACAUUGCGAGCCUGCCAACGAAUUUCUACGAAUUUUGUCAACAACGUUCCACACUUGCGUACCCACGAAUCUCGCGUUUGUCAGUACACUGCUUGGAACAUGCAGUAUCAUAUCAUGGCUCUUCGCACAAUUGCCGCAGAUAUACAAGAAUCAUAAGCUCAAGUCGACAUCGGGGCUCAGCGCCUUUUUUCUGACGGAGUGGUUGCUGGGUGAUAUUACAAACUUGUUGGGCUGUCUGUUUACCGGCCAAGCGAGUUGGCAAAUUAUUAUCGCUGGAUACUACGUCUUUGUGGACUGCUGUCUGUGCGCACAAUGGGUGUGGUACGAGCUGUUGCAUCAUGGAAGGCCACUGCGCCCGAUUUGGGGACGUUGGAGGAGUGGAGAAAACGAUAAUGCUGACAAUGGGACACCUGGAAUGUAUGAGGUGGUCAAGGGCAGCACCGCAAGCACAAUCCCAGCUAGAGAAGCGCCUGAAGACUCGAGCAACCAGAAGAGCUCACCGAAAGCCACGCUUGUUAAUACGCCGCCUCGCUCAAACCCCAUGAACGCAUUCCAGACGCUUUCCCCAGGCACAGCGUCAAAUCGAAACAUCCGCCGCGUAGCCGCUUCGAGUUCCCCUAUGCCCUCACCGAAGACUGUUCUCUACAUCUCCCUCCUCUUCGCCGUCCUUGCCAACCCCUCGAUCGCAACACCAGUUUCACCGUUUGCUCCCACCCCCUACAACGUUCACGCCCUCUCCACACAGUCCACAUAUACGACCCUCUCCGCCUCUGAAGUUGCGGGCAAAGUCUUCUCUUGGAUGAGCACAUUUCUUUAUCUCGGUUCACGGAUCCCGCAACUGUACAAAAAUCAGAUCCGCAAAUCAACGGCCGGCCUCUCGCCCGCGCUCUUUGUAGCAGCCUUUUUCGGGAACCUAUUCUAUUCAUCGUCCCUUCUGGCGAACCCUUGCGCUUGGUACGACUACGCGCCUGGCGAAGGUGCCGGCUGGGUAGGUCCUGCGGGCAGCGUACGCUCCGACUGGGUUCUCCGCGCGGCACCAUUCUUCCUCGGCGCGGCUGGUGUGCUCAUCAUGGACGCAGCAGUCGGUCUACAAUUCUACUUGUUCCGCGACAACGAAACGCGCGGACGGUCUCGUGCACAGUCUGAUGAAGUCAUCGUCACUGUCGACGACCACGGGAAGCAGACGCGACGACGCAUGCACUGGCGACGUGUGAGUGGCUGGAUGCGCGGAUGGGCGCCUUCGGUCAGCGUGGCUGCGACGCCCAACUCCAGUCGUGCUGCUACACCUGUCGCGUCCAGUCCGAACCCGAGUCCCAGCUCGUCAUCGAGCUCUCAGUCGAGUGCAAGUAAGAGCCAGAGCAUCCCUAUCCAAGGGCAGGGUGGUGCAUUGGACGAGGCGAGGGCGCUGUUGGGUAUGGGUUCGGGGCGACAGGCGAGUCCGAGGAGCUACGGCGCUGUGAUUGGAUCGCCGCGGUAG